Choloepus didactylus (southern two-toed sloth) is the source of this 2643-nucleotide messenger RNA. RefSeq names its product transient receptor potential cation channel subfamily V member 2 (gene TRPV2). Gene Ontology annotation, molecular function: protein binding; calcium channel activity. Gene Ontology annotation, cellular component: membrane. Bases 252 to 2543 code for a protein of 763 amino acids. The transcript has 15 exons. The record is from RefSeq and is a predicted model, not a curated record. NCBI's taxonomy places the organism in Eukaryota, Metazoa, Chordata, Mammalia, Pilosa, Megalonychidae. Gene Ontology annotation, biological process: calcium ion import across plasma membrane.
GUCAGUCCCCGGGGCCCGCCCGGCCGGGCGCGCAGGGUUAGGCCCCCAGUCCCCACCGUGCCGGCUGGGGUGCGGCCGGGGAAGCGCGAGGCGCGCAGAGCCCCCCGGCCCGAGCUCGGAGCGCGGCGCGGGGAGGUGGCGGCGGCUGCUCGGCCCCCGCCGGCGCCCACUUCCUCCCGCAGCCCCAGCCGCGCCGACAGGCUCCGGGAUCCCAGGCGCCACGCCCUGAGCUCGAGCCGCUGCCCCUCAGGAUGGCCGCGCCCGCCAGCCCUCCCACCUUCAGGCUCGAGACCUCGGACCGAGGCCAGGACGAUGGCGCCGAGGCCGACAAAGGACAGCUGGGCCGCGGCGACGGGCCGCCCCCCAUGGAGUCUCCGUUCCAGGGCGAGGACCGGAACUUUCCCCCCCAGAUCAAAGUGAACCUCAACUACCGAAAGGAAGCAGGUGCCAGCCAGCCGGACCCAGCCCGCUUCGACCGUGACCGGCUCUUCGGCGUGGUCUCCCGCGGUGUCCCCGAGGAGCUGGCGGGGCUGGCUGAGUACCUGUGCCGGACCAGCAAAUACCUCACCGACUCGGAGUACACAGAGGGCUCCACGGGGAAGACGUGCCUCAUGAAGGCCGUGCUCAACCUCCGGGACGGCGCCAACGCCUGCAUCCUGCCGCUGCUGCAGAUAGACCGGGACUCCGGCAACCCCCGGCCGCUGGUCAACGCCCAGUGCACGGAUGAGUACUACCGAGGCCACAGCGCCCUGCACAUCGCCAUCGAGAAGAGGAGCCUGCCCUGCGUGAAGCUGCUGGUGGAGAACGGGGCCGACGUGCACGCGCGGGCCUGCGGCCAGUUCUUCCGGAGGGGGAGCCAGGGGGCUUGCUUCUAUUUCGGUGAGCUGCCCCUGUCUCUGGCCGCGUGCACCAAGCAGUGGGAGGUGGUGACCUACCUCCUGGAGAACCCACACCGGCCUGCCAGCCUGCAGGCCGCCGACUCUCUGGGCAACACGGCCUUGCACGCCCUGGUGAUGAUCGCGGACAACUCUCCCGAGAACAGCGCGCUGGUGACCCGCAUGUACGAUGGGCUUCUGCGGGCCGGGGCCUACCUCUGCCCCUCCGUGCAGCUCGAGGACAUCCCCAACCUGGAGGGGCUCACGCCGCUGAAGCUGGCUGCCAAGGAGGGCAAGAUCGAGAUUUUCCGGCACAUCCUGCAGCGGGAGUUCUCCGGGCGGUGCCAGCCCCUCUCCCGCAAGUUCACCGAGUGGUGCUACGGGCCCGUCCGGGUGUCGCUGUACGACCUGGCUUCUGUGGACAGCUGGGAGGAGAACUCGGUGCUGGAGAUCAUCGCCUUCCACUGCAGGAGCCCGCACCGACACCGAAUGGUGGUUCUGGAGCCGCUGAACAAACUGCUGCAGGCGAAGUGGGAGCAGCUCACCCCGAGGUUCUACUUCAAUUUCCUGUGCUACGUGGUGUACAUGAGCAUCUUCACUGCCGUCGCUUACCACCAGCCUGCCCUGGCAAAGGUUGACAGUCCCCUGAAAGGCAUAACCGGAAACCCCUUGCUGCUGUCAGGCCACAUCCUGAUCCUGCUUGGGGGGUUGUACCUCUUCACCGGCCAGCUCUGGUACUUCUGGCGUCGCCGCCUGUUCAUCUGGAGCUCGUUCAUGGACAGCUACUUCGAGAUCCUCUUCCUGAUCCAGGCCGUGCUCACGCUGCUCUCCCAGGGGCUGUGCUUCCUGGAUGUCGUGUGGUACCUGCCGCUGCUCGUGGCCUCGCUGGUGCUGGGCUGGCUGAACGUGCUGUACUACACACGUGGCUUCCAGCACACGGGCAUCUACAGCGUCAUGAUCCAGAAGGUCAUCCUGCGGGACCUGCUCCGCUUCCUCCUGGUAUACUUCGUCUUCCUUUUCGGCUUCGCUGUAGCCCUGGUGAGCCUGAGCCGGGAGGCCCGGGACCCCAGGACCCCGACUGCCCACAACGCCACGGAGGCCAGGGCCGGGCAGGGGCCCGAGGAGGACGGCUCGGCCCCGUACGGGAGCAUCGUGGACGCCUCCCUGGAGCUCUUCAAGUUCACCAUCGGCAUGGGCGAGCUGGCCUUCCAGGAGCAGCUGCGCUUUCGCGGGGUGGUGCUGCUCCUGCUGCUGGCCUACGUGCUGCUCACCUACAUCCUCCUGCUCAACAUGCUCAUCGCCCUCAUGAGCGAGACCGUCAACAGCGUGGCCACCGACAGCUGGAGCAUCUGGAAGCUGCAGAAAGCCAUCUCUGUCCUGGAGAUGGAGAACGGCUACUGGUGGUGCAGGAGGAAGAAGCAGCGGGCGGGCGUGAUGCUGAAGGUUGGCACCAGGCCGGACGGGAGCCCCGACGAGCGCUGGUGCUUCAGGGUGGAGGAAGUGAACUGGGCCGCGUGGGAGCAGACGCUGCCCACAGUGUGCGAGGAGCCCUCGGGAGCAGGCGUCCCUGGCACCAGGAAGAGCCCCACCCUCGCCCCCCAGCCUGGCAAGGACCACCCAGCCUCCGAGGAAGAUCACCUGCCCCUCCAGCUCCUGGGGCCUCCCUGAACAGCUGGGCUCAGCAGCGAAUAGUUCACAGCCACACUUGACGGCUUUGGGGUUCAAUACAGUUACUUUUGGUGGCAAAUAUAAUUUUUUUCAUGACUAA